UGGCACAGUAUCUGACGUUGAUCUAGAAAAAUGCUUAUACAAGACAAUAUGGCAACCGUUCAAUGCCUGUAUGGGAGAGACAACUCUACUUAAUGAAGUAUUUGACGAAAUUGAACAGAAAAAAUUACAUUCAGUUGAAUCAGAUGCCAUCAAAAGGGCAGAACAAUGCGCGCCUUUAAUUCGGUCUAUAUGUGCAUCUUAUAUACGUAAUGGCCUGAGGACCGUCGACAAAUCAACUUACAAAGUGCAUCCUCUUUACGUCGAGCGCUUAAGAGCCAUUGCAGGAGAUAUUUCAACGGAGGAUAUUCCAUUUGAAGAGCUUCAUGGAAGACUAGAUGAGCUCAAGGAAAUAGUACCUGAAUUCGAACAUGAAAUUGGAAUGAUACGAAAUUUGGGCGAUAACUUCACAAAAACUCUGCCGGACCCUGGAAGUGCUGUCAAGCUUCUGUUUCGACCAGAAUGCUUACCAAGCUAUUUCAUGGAUUCAUUGACCACAAGACUUUUCUACAAGGCAGGCACCGAUGUUAUUGAAAGAGCUGUUAAAAAGGCACUGGAG
Anneissia japonica is the source of this 556-nucleotide messenger RNA. RefSeq lists its product as uncharacterized. The record is from RefSeq and is a predicted model, not a curated record. The annotation marks the transcript as partial. The transcript has a single exon. NCBI's taxonomy places the organism in Eukaryota, Metazoa, Echinodermata, Crinoidea, Comatulida, Comatulidae.